Elgaria multicarinata webbii is the source of this 1002-nucleotide messenger RNA. RefSeq names its product olfactory receptor 14I1-like. Bases 1 to 1002 code for a protein of 333 amino acids. Lineage: Eukaryota; Metazoa; Chordata; Lepidosauria; Squamata; Anguidae. Gene Ontology annotation, cellular component: membrane. Gene Ontology annotation, biological process: G protein-coupled receptor signaling pathway. Gene Ontology annotation, molecular function: odorant binding; olfactory receptor activity; G protein-coupled receptor activity. The record is from RefSeq and is a predicted model, not a curated record. The transcript has a single exon.
AUGCUUCUAAAGGAGCAAAAUUUAAUGAAUGAAUCAUCUCUGCCAGAAUUUCUUCUUCUGGAAUUCUCAAAUGUCCGGGAACUGCAGUUUCUGCACUUCUUUGCAUUCCUUGUUUUUUACCUUGCAGCAGUUGCAGGAAAUCUUCUCAUUAUCUCUGCAGUUGCCUCUGACCAUCACUUACACAGCCCUAUGUAUUUCUUUCUGAUGAAUCUGGCUAUAGGGGAUGUGGGCCAAGUUUCAGUCAUUUACCCCCAAACCAUGGCCAAUUCCCUUAUGAACUGGAGACACAUUUCAUAUCCGGGAUGUGUUGCUCAAGUUCUCUUUUUUGUGUUAUUUGCAGCAUCUGAUUUCUCCCUUCUGACAGUCAUGGCGUAUGAUCGAUAUGUUGCCAUUUGCAAACCGUUACAGUAUGAGAUGUUGAUGAAUAAGCAAGCCUGCAUUCAAAUGGUUAUUGCUGUAUGGGUCAUUAGUUUUUUCUAUGGUGUGUUACACACCGGAGGCGCCUUUGCACCCUCCUUUUGCUCCAAUAUUGUCAAUCAGUUUUUCUGUGAAAUCCCAGAGUUACUUAAGCUUGCCUGCUCUGACUUGUACCGGAUUGAAAUUGGGGUUAUUUUCUUAAGUUGUACCAUUGGGUUAGGCUGCUUUAUUUUCAUUGUUGUGACUUACGUGCACAUCUUUAAGGCAGUUCUGAGAAUUCCCUCAAUGCAGGGAAGGCAAAAAGCUUUCUCCACUUGCCUUCCCCAUCUCAUUGUUUUCUCCAUAUUUGUAUUUACUGGAUAUUUUGCUUACCUCAAGCCCACCUCUAAUUCUGCUUCACAGCUGGAUUUGGAAUUUACUCUGAUAUAUACCAUGGUCCCUCCUUUGAUGAAUCCUUUAAUCUACAGCAUGAGGAACAAGGAUAUAAAACAUGCUCUGUCGAAGCUAUUGGGUUUGAGCUACCCUCCAUUCUUUUUUCUGAAAAAAUGUAUUCUGCGUAACAGUAUGAUCAGAGACAAAGUAUGA